AUGAUCACAAUUUCGGUCAUCAGAGCCGAUGAAGAAAUGUCGGACAUGUCUGCCGAACAAACUCCUCAUAUCAUGAAAGGCGAGGAAUCCAAUGAACAAAUGAAAGCCGAGGAGUCGGACUCAUCGACCGAUUCUGCACUUCUAUCUGAAGAGACGACUCAAACCUAUCUACUGAUGGAAGAGGUGGACAAUACGAGCGAAGAACCCAAUGAACAGUCGACCACUGAAGCCAUGCCCGAAGAGUUGAUAACAUCUGAAUACAACGGAUUGGAUGACAAACAGAGCUCUUCAUCGUUCAGUUGUUUCGGGCGAUCGUUUGGUCAGUACGCGGAUGUGUCCAAAGAGUGUCAUGUGUUUCAUCUAUGCUAUCCUUUCUUCAACUCCUCAUCGGAUGAGCUCUUAUACCAAAGAAUCACAUUUCUCUGCGACGACGACUCGGUCUUCGAUCAAAAGCGGUUCAUAUGUGUCGACAACUCGACGGUUGAGCACAAGUGCACCGACUCUGAGGGCCUCUACACGACAUCAAACCAGGAAUACCUGAUCCGUGUCUUCUCGCAUGCGAAACACUAUUAG
This is a messenger RNA of Oppiella nova, 573 nucleotides long. The record is from the annotation of a GenBank genome assembly. NCBI's taxonomy places the organism in Eukaryota, Metazoa, Arthropoda, Arachnida, Sarcoptiformes, Oppiidae.